Molecule: messenger RNA, 1143 nt
Organism: Aspergillus ibericus CBS 121593
Lineage: Eukaryota; Fungi; Ascomycota; Eurotiomycetes; Eurotiales; Aspergillaceae
Exons: 1
Source: RefSeq, a predicted model, not a curated record
AUGGCCACCGCAAUUGCACCUCUCGUUCGGUCUUCCUUCGGGCAAUGGAGGGAGCUCGUGUCAUCCGGGCAGCUUGCGGCAUGUAACCACGAAGUCCCGCUUGCUCUGUGGGAAGAUGAACUUGGUCGGCUGAGGCUUUGGAUAGCCAAUAUUGGAGCUCAUCAGAGCCGUCAGUCGUCUCUUGAUUAUAGAUUACGCGACGCAUCGCAUAUCAAAGAUCAAGUAAUACGAGUCCUCCGGCGAUUACAACGGCUACAUGAGGACCUGCGAGAUACGUUGAUCGGCCUCAAUGAGGCCGGAGAAGAAGUGUCAGAAGGAAGCGAGGAAGAAGGUGAGGAGGAAAGUGAAACGGAUCUACAGCAAAUCUAUAGAGUCCUACGCGACACGGUCGACUGCCUCUUCCAGUUAUCCCUGGCAAUCCGCCAGCCAGCACAUCAUGAUCCUUUCACCCGGGUGAAGAGGGCUGAUGCAGCCCACUUCGAGUAUUACGAUCGACAGCACGUCCAAAGCAAAUAUCCUCAAAUUUCAGAAGCUAUUUCUGAUCGCCUGGGGGCGGCAAUAUCUCUCCGUCGGGCUGUUCUUCAGUAUUAUGAGCGCCACCACCUAAAGCUCAGCGAGGACCCUGACAAGGUCCUGUCUGAUGCAGUCUCCGCUACCAAGUUGUCCGAAACCGUGGCUAGCGAAUAUAUUCCCAAAUCCACAGAAACUCUGGAAGCUGAUUCACAGAUAUCUCAGACUUCGUACUCAGAGUCCGCAUUUCAAGGAAGUGGUGGGCUAGCUAUUCCCUCACUACCGGACGGAUCAACUUACGGCAUCCCGUUCGAGUGCCCCUAUUGCUUCUUUCUGGUGAAUGUUGCCAACAAGCACAAUUGGGCUCGCCACGUAUUCAAUGAUUUGAAGCCAUAUGUCUGCGUCAUUCCUGACUGUCAAAUCCCCCAUCGCCUCUACGAGUCUCGCCGUGAAUGGUAUGCUCAUAUGCAGGCUCAACAUAGGAUGAGCCUGAGUGCUGGUGAUCACCCCAAGUGCCUGCUUUGUGGAUCUAGAUUGAGUCCCGGGGAGGUCCUAGAGAAACAUGUUGCCAGGCACUUAGAGGAGUUGGCAUUAUUUGCACUACCACGGCCUGAUACGGCCGACGAAGAGGCA